UGAAACAUUCAUUUCUCACUCGAGAAGCAGAGCAACAGCAAAACAGAUCUGUGAGGUUCUAAAAUGGAAAUGGAAAUGAAAAUGGGUUUUGACCUAAUUUUGGUGGAACUAAUUAAUUGCAGGAAGGGGAUCGAGUAUAGCCAGAAAUCUUCCAUGAAGUGAUGUCUGUUGUUGGUGCUAUAAGUACUGAUUAGACAAAUCUAAAUUUUGGGGGUUUUCUUAUUCAAGGUUGGGCUUAAUUGGUAGUUGUUCUUGCGAACUAAAAUUGAAUCCAAACAGAAGAUUAACUUGGUGCUACCAAUCAUUUAAUGGAAGAAGUAAACUGAACUGGAGAUAAGUUCCAUGGGUUUUGUUCGUGAUGGAAGUAAGUGGUUUUGCAGACGUGAUUGAAGAUGACAGCAAGACAAAGAAAGGGAUUUUGGCAUCUGGCAUCGACUGAAAUUGGGUUACUGGAUGUGCGAAAUUGGGAAGGAGUGAAGUGUUUUAAUGGAUGAUUCAAUUGAUUGCAGUUGGUAGUGGUGAUGGAUUUCCUCUACCAGUAUGAAGAGAAGGAACUGAUGAUAUUCGGUGAUUCAAAUUAGUGUUGAUGCCAUCGAUUCGUGGUUUUGUACGAGAAGAUCAAGCAACGGAUUUUGGGGGUUUUGGCAUCAAUUGAAAUUGAGUCUUGUUAUGGGUGAAAUUGGUGUUUGCUGGUCUGAGUACACAGUGGUGAUGAGAAGUUCAGAGUACAGGGAAAUUGAGUCGUGUUUUGGUUGAUUCGAAGUAGAUGCAAUUCUCAAAAUGGUGGUUGUAUGGGAAACUUGGAUUGGAUUAAAUGGGUGUCCUGAGGUUAAAUGAAAUUGAGAUUUGUUCUUGAGCUGAAACACGAUGGACAGUUACUGGUGGCUGUUACAGUUUUGGGAAGACAACUCACGAUGGCAAUAAAGACGAGAUCGAUUAUUUUGAAGGUUCAUUUCAGUGAAGUAUAUUGACUGCAGUCGGCGAGAGCAUCAAGUACUAACCAGUGUUAGUGGAGUUGGUGCUAUAGACAUGGGUCUGGUGCUUGAGAAAAUGUCGCAAUGGAAACAAACAGGUGAAGUUGGAGCCUAUAUGGACAGAGACCAAGAUGUGGUUGACAGUGGCUGGAAUUUACUGAUGGCCUGCAUUUGGAGUCGCGUUCUGGUGGUUGGAUUGGGCUUUUCUCUCAUAAAUAGGAAGCACCACAUAUACAAGGGGACGCAGGUACCUUAUUGAGUUUUAUUCUCUCGGAAACCGGCAGAAAAGCUCGCUAAGUUUUUGCAAGGUAUCAUGAGGCUUCCAAAGAAACCUACGCGUAAGGGUCCGAAGAUAUCUUCGUCGACUGAUCCCCCUCCGAGAAUGGAUCAUCCUGAUGCUACACCAUCUCCUCCUCCUAAGGACUCUGAGGUGCCUGCUGGUACUGAGGUGGCUACGGUUGCUGAGGGGGUUGCGUAUCAUGAUGUUGAAGAAGUUGUUUUUGAAGACGUUCCGCCUCCUCCUCCUCACUAUGAGCUUCAGAGGCUCCAACUGCGUGACAAGGACAGCUGUGCUCAUCUGUCUAUUGCUGAGAAUACCAAGUAUUUUCGCCUCCAUAAAUUCGAGAUUUCCUUCGUCAAUGGACCUGAUGUUCUCACUGAGCCUCUCAUCCGGGAUUUUCCUUAUGAUGAGAAUAACCUCCUCAUUAGCGUUGGCCAAUUGGCCGCAGGUAUGCUCCUCCCUUUGUUUAGUAGAAAGGAUCCCUUCUACUAUGAUGUUUUGUCUUCGAGGGAUGAACCGGCAAACAAGACUCAGGUUAGAGGAGUUAUGCAAUAUACUGGUAAUUGUCGGCGUGCCCUUCACGAAAGCUGGUACCAUAGCAAGGGAAAAACAACCCUGGAGUCUUAUGAUCACUUUGCUGAGGGGAGAUCUAAGCGGGAGGAUUAUACCCCUGCCAACUUCAAUGCUACGUAUGCUGAUGCUAUUCAGAAGAGUAAUCUUCUUCCUUGGAGUGUUGGUCCUCGUCGUAUCCAUGUUACUGCUAGGCAGAUUAGGGAAGGUAAUAGCCUUCGCUUGCUGGAGGAGAUUGAUAAGACUGGUUUGACUACCAUCCCCAAUUCUGCUAGGCUGUCUUUGCCAAAGUCUGAUCGCAUUCGUCUUGAUCACGAUGAUUGUUGGGCUCGUACUCCUCUUCGUGUGGUUGGUCCUUGGGCUUAUGGUUUUACCACCGCGGAUCCCUCAGUUCCUCGUUCAGCUCGUUCUUUGCCCGAGAAGUAUGAUAGGUAUCGGCCUUGGAUUUUUAAUCCUGCCCCUUCCCAUGAGUCUGCCCCUGCUUCUUCUGCUGAGACUGCUCCAGGUUCUGCUGGUAAUUUUGUGGCCACAAGGACUAGGAAGAGAAAGGCUUUGGUUAAAACGCUUGCGGAGUCUUUCCUGAAAAAGGGUAAGUUGAAGACCGUCAUUGAUCUUAAUGUUUUGGAUGAUGAUCCUAAGGAUGUCGGUGAGGUACCAGGUGACGAAGACAUGGAGGAUAUCGAGGAUACUGGCCUCAGCCCUCAUUUGGAUGAUAUCGAGGAGGAUUUUUCCAAAGAUAACCCUAGUCCCGUCCGAGCUACCUCAGUUGAGGGUGAGAACCUUCUUGUUGGUUUUGGUGCUCAGUUGGUAGAGUCCGUUAGUGUUCAAGACUCUGCACCUACGCUGUCCUUGAAGAUGCCUUCGUUUUCUGCUCCUAGCAAGGAUUUGCCCGUUACUUCCGUCGCUGCUGGAACUGCUGUUGUGGCUUCUAAAAGUCUGUCUUCGUCUCCUGCUACCUCCCUUCAAUCAAGUGGUUUGGUUUCUAAGGUUGUUACCCCCACGGUGAGGGUUGGUAGCUCAGAUUCGCAGCAGAAGAAGAAGGUUGUGAUUUCACUAACUAUCUUCUCCUUCAAUGCUGCUCCUGCUUCACUAGGGAGUGCUCAGUCUGUCUCUAUUGCCCCCAUUAGCAAAGUUGUUGGACCCCCACCUUUGUCACCAGAUUGGACCGUACUGGGUAAUCUUCCUUCUGCCGGUGACAUGGAUUUGGGCGGCUCUCAAGAUCCUCUUUCUGUUCCUAGCUCAUCCAUCAUGCCAUCUCUUCGUCGUGGUGAGGGUUUAGCAUUCGUGCCCCUUGCUCGUGUUCAAACAAACGAGGGAGAUGCCGCUGAAUCUAGCCAAGGUAGGUUGCUGGAGAGCUUGAGCUUAGGUAGUUCUGAUGACGCUAUUCUUGAGGAUAUCCUACGAGAUUCCAAGGGUCUCUUUUCUGUUGGAGUUGAUCAUCAUCAUCUUGGUAGUUCUUUCGAGAUAGCUUCGCAGCUGGACGUGUUAUCUGCCCAGUAUAGUGCUGCCAAAGACUUUUUCUUUGACCCUGAUUGUCUCCGCUCCAGUCAGAGCUUUGGUGAGAUCCGUAUGGGUAGCAUCCAGGAGAUAGAGGAUUUCAUGGAUACCUACGCCAACUUUCUCCCUCGUCUUUCAGCGUUCUCACUUUGCAAGCAGAUCGAUGUUGGUUAUACCUUAUUCAAAGUUUAUAGGUCUAAGUGCACUCAUUUGAGUGCCCUGUUGGAACGUGCUCGUCAAGAGUAUUCUCUUGAUGUUGCUCAGCAGCCUUCGUCGGGUGAUGCUACUUCUGCUGCUAAGAUAUCUUCAUUGGAGGAUGAUCUGGGGAAAACUCAGAGGUCUCUGGAAGCUUGUUUAUUGUCUCUUGAGAGAGCUAAUAAUGCUGCUAAGGUUGCCGAGGAUGGUCGCAAAGCUGCUGAUACUGCCUUAGCUGCUGAGUCCUCUAAAUCCAUAGCCGGCAGCUCUAGUGAACUUAGAUGUCUCCAAGAUCAAGUGGCCAAGUUAACCUCCGACGUCUGGUAUUAUCAAAAGAAGUCUGAUAUGUUGAUGAACGUAAUUGUUCAUAAUGAGGCCCAAUUUCCCUUUGAGUCCGCCCAUAAUGCAGGCUUAGUGAAGCAGAUGGCUUCGCUUCGUAAGGAGUGUGACGAAGCUUUUAGCUGGAAGGAGAGUCUUAUUUUAAAGAGAAAGGAAGAUAUUACCUUAGUCGAGAAACGUCUUUCAGCCCAAGAAAUUAUUCAUAAGAAAUAUCAUGUCGAUUUUGAAGAUGCUUGUGCUUCCUUAGCUAAGGUUACUGCGGAGCGUAAUGUAUUAACUUCUGAGGUCCGUUCUCUUAAGAAAAAACUUGUUGAUGCCAGCUCCGUGCCUUCUUCCAUGUCUCAUGCAUCCUUAGUAAAAAGGUUUGAAGAGUUAGAGAAUGUGUACCAAGCUUUAUCCUCUAAGAAUGUUUCGCUCCGGAUAGAUGUUGAUGAUCUUCGGACGGAAAGGGAUACCCUCGUGGAAGACCUUGACGCGACUGAGGUGGAUCUUGUUGAGGCUCAACAUUGUUUAGAAGAGUCCCUUAGCCAUGCCGGAGGUUUCAAGAGCAGUUGGUGGGUGCAAAUGCCAAGAGGGUCAGAUAUAUCAGUUGGAAAUAUAUCGCCAGUUUGAUGUUGCUGCUAAGUUUAAAGCCGAGGCACUUCAGUAAGCUAAUGAUCAGCUUAACGCUCAGAUCAUGGAGCUCCAUCAGAAAUCGGCUUCGGACAUAGAGGCGCAAGCUUCUCAAAUGAAAGUGCAGCUCGAGCGUUCUGCCAUUGAUUACAUUAAUGAUGCUUUUGCGGAGGCUGAGCUCCAAGCUGAGGGUGUUGUCUUCCCUCGUCUUCCUUACCCAUGAUUAUGUUAUGUUGACUUUAUUUUCAACUGAACUCCUUUGUUGUAUUAUGCCCCCAGAUGAGGGGCCUUUGUUGUCUCCUUUCCUUGAAACAAUGCUUCGUUACUUUCUGAACCUUUGUCAUCUGCAACUUUUGAGAUUUGUUAGUUUUAUUUUGGUAGUA
Papaver somniferum (opium poppy) is the source of this 4850-nucleotide messenger RNA. RefSeq lists its product as uncharacterized. The transcript has 8 exons. NCBI's taxonomy places the organism in Eukaryota, Viridiplantae, Streptophyta, Magnoliopsida, Ranunculales, Papaveraceae. The coding region runs from base 1288 to 4467 and encodes 1059 amino acids. The record is from RefSeq and is a predicted model, not a curated record.